Messenger RNA from Porites lobata, 723 nucleotides. NCBI's taxonomy places the organism in Eukaryota, Metazoa, Cnidaria, Anthozoa, Scleractinia, Poritidae. The record is from the annotation of a GenBank genome assembly.
AUGAAUAACAAGGGAGCAUUGCGUGACCUGUUGACUGACGUGACAUCAUUGUUCAUUGUGACACCAAGCAAUGGGUUCAGACUUGCUAUCGGUGCAGCAGAAGUUGCUAAAGAAUCACAUGUCAAGCACAUUUUAACAGUCAGUGGGCUCACAGUUGAACUACCCAACACCAUGUAUGGUAAACUCUUCAGUGAGUUCGAAUCAAGCAUUAAACUCCCUCAGAUCCCAUACACUCUUAUCCGUCUUCCCUCAUUUGUUGACAACUACUGGGCUUAAAAAUAUCCCAUUCAGCAGAAUUCAUCUUUUAGCACUCGAGCUGAUCCAACCAAGCCAUUGGCAGCUGUCGUGGUAGAGGAUGCUGGGAAGGCUGCAGCCGCUAUCAUGGUUGAGCCUGAGAAGCAUUAUGGGAAGACUUACAGGCUGAUAAGCAAUCGUCACACUCUAAAUGAGCUGGCAGUCGCCUUUAGCCAGGCUCUAGGUAAGGAUGUCAGGCAUGAACGAAUUUCUUAUGAGACUUUCAGGUGCCAACUCAUUGAUGUAGCUGGUUUUAGUGAGGAAAAUGCUGAUGCAGUCCUAGAAACAUACAGGCUAAUCGAUGAGGAAAGCCCAGUAGUAAACCAGCCAGAAUACACCCCAGAAUCAUCCCACUUUGCCCAAAUCACAGGAGAAAAUCCCACUAGUUUGCAGGAGUGGGUAAAUCAAGUGGCUCCUUCCUUCAAGUGA